Molecule: messenger RNA, 1569 nt
Organism: Aspergillus pseudotamarii
Lineage: Eukaryota; Fungi; Ascomycota; Eurotiomycetes; Eurotiales; Aspergillaceae
Exons: 2
Coding region: 379-1146 (255 amino acids)
Source: RefSeq, a predicted model, not a curated record
GUCCUUAUAAAGCAUACAAGUUCAGUAAGCCAUGUGGGCCCUCAAAGCAGCAAUCACCUUCGGGCUUCUCCUGCCCCCAACACUGGCUAAUCGCCUUUACCUUCCACCGGUCUACCACAAUGGCAGUGUCGAGGUUGAGGGCCUUUCUGUUCCCGGCAACCUUGACGGUUUUAAGAUGGGAACGCCGGCGAACAGAAGUUCCUUUGACUUUUGGUACUUUGAUGCCUUUUCUAGGAAUACUAGCGCGGCCAUCAACAUCGUCUUCUUCAACACAGGCGACUUUGCUGCGAACCCGCACCCAUUGACGGUUCAAAUCUCUGGAACCUCGACAACGGUACCCAAUUCUCCGGAGAGGCCCUGGCGUCCGGAGGCGCUCUCAUGACCAAUGACGAAGGUGGAAUUACCGGAAACUGGCUCGGCUCGGGGGCCAGCUUCCACGGUACCAACCUCGAGAAGCCUAACGUCGAGUACGUGGUGAAACUCAACUCACCUAACAUGGGUGUGCAGGGCACGUUUCGGUUGAAAUCCCGCGCACCACCCCACUAUCCUUGCAACCCAAACGUCGAUGGUCUAAACACCCUCCUCUUGCCCCAUCUCCAUUGGUCAAAUGCUGUUCCUGAUGCUCAGGCCAACAUCGACCUCACCAUCAACGGUACCGAAUUCAAAGUGACUGACGGUGUUGGUUACCACGAUAAGAACUGGGGCGACGCGUCUGUCAUCACCAGUCCCAAAUACUGGGACUGGAGACACGCAAGCCUAGGCCCCUACUCACUGGUCUGGUACGAUCUCCUCGACUACAAUCAUACGGAGCAUGUCUACGUCUAUAUCUCCAAGAAUGGCAAAAUCAUGCACAAUAACUGUGCCGAAAAGGCUGUCGAAGUGCGCCAGUGGGGUGCGAAUGCCACAUACCCGCCCACUAGUGGUAUUGCCGCCAACGAGGGCUUGACUGCUCGGUUUGAUCUAGGUGGUGGUCAGGCCUUUGUCGCGAACCUAACCAAGGAGGUAAUCAUUCACGAUCAGAUUGUGUAUGCGAGGGCGUUGGGCUCUGUCACCGGUGGAAUUGAGGGACAGGAGCAAUACCAGGGCCGGGGGGGCCUACGAGGAGUAUGUCUAUGGGCUGUUAUACGGCAGGUCUUGAGGACAUAGUGUAUGAUGCUUUCUGGCAUUAUUUUCUCAGAUGCUGUUGGACGUACUUGGUCUUGCGAUCGGACAUGCUCUCUGCUCGGAGCGAGGAUGAGAAUCAGGAAGGAGUAGGUGGAUCACAGGGUGCUCGGAGGAUAUGAUUAACCAAUAGGAGAUACCAGUGUCAACAUGUGUUAGAUAGCUUAAUUCAUAUUUUCGCCAAUUAUACUGCUCAGGACUGACUAAUGAUGUGAGCGGCUCAACCUCGAAUGUCCCUAAGAGACACCUUGCCAUGUACUACUUCCUUUGUUUCGAUCCCUCGGCUGAGGAGGAUAGGGCUCGGUAACCAUUGAUAGGCCUCUUAUAAAACGGAAUGAUAGAGGGUGUGGGAAUGGGUUGGUGCUUAUUUCAACUUAUUGAUGUAGUUUUGAGGCUAGUAAAGGCCGG